Messenger RNA from Boleophthalmus pectinirostris (great blue-spotted mudskipper), 2431 nucleotides. RefSeq names its product zinc finger protein 845-like. Gene Ontology annotation, molecular function: RNA polymerase II cis-regulatory region sequence-specific DNA binding; DNA-binding transcription factor activity, RNA polymerase II-specific. Lineage: Eukaryota; Metazoa; Chordata; Actinopteri; Gobiiformes; Gobiidae. The transcript has 4 exons. The record is from RefSeq and is a predicted model, not a curated record. Gene Ontology annotation, biological process: regulation of transcription by RNA polymerase II.
UGACCCAAACCUCGAAUCGGGGCUUCACUGGACACGCCCCCUUUUACUCGGUACAAGCCUCUGUGCCUCGGCUUCAAAUGACCAUCACUAAGAAGAGGACGAAAAGGCUUCAUCAAAUGAGCACAGAAACAUUUCCAAGUUGUGUGAAGUUCUCCUGAUUUCAACAAAAAGACGACUUCCUUUUGAGCUACAAGAUCCACCAACAGAAUGACCUUCACAUGUGACCAGUGUGGAAAAGUGUGGCCAAAUGCUUCCAGACUUAAAGUACAUUACAGAACUCACACAGAGGAAAGACCGUAUGAGUGUGACCAGUGUGGGACAGGAUUCAAACAAUCUGGUGAGCUCCAUCGACAUAUGAGAAUCCACACAGGAGAGAAGACAUUUGAAUGUGAUGUUUGUGAGAAGACAUUUUCACUGUCAAGCCACCUAAAAUCACAUAUGAGAGUCCACACUGGAGAGAAACCAUUUGAAUGUGACGUUUGUAAGAAGACAUUUUCACAGUCAAACAGCCUAAAAUCACAUAUGAGAAUCCACACUGGAGAGAAACCAUACAAGUGUGACCAGUGUGGGAUCCAAUUUAGAGACUCUAGUACCCUCCAUCGACAUAUGAGAAUCCACACAUCAGAGAAGCCAUUUGAAUGUGAUGUUUGUGAGAAGAAAUUUUCACAGUCAAGCCACCUAAAACAACAUAUGAGAGUCCACACUGGAGAGAAACCAUUUCAAUGUGAUGUUUGUGAGAAGACAUUUUCACUGUCAAGCCACCUAGAAUCACAUAUGAGAGUCCACACUGGAGAGAAACCGUACGAGUGUGACCAGUGUGGGAAGAAAUUUAAAGACUCUAGUGGCCUCCAUCAUCAUAUGAGAAUCCACACAGGGGUAAAACCAUACAGAUGUGAGGUUUGUGAGAAGACAUUUUCACUGUCAAACAACCUAAAAUCACAUAUGAGAGUCCACACUGGAGAGAAACCAUACAGAUGUGAUGUUUGUGAGAAGACAUUUUCACAGUCAGGCCACCUAAAAUCACAUAUGAGAGUCCACACUGGAGAGAAACCAUACAGAUGUGACCAGUGUGAGAAAACUUUCUCUCAAUCAUCCAGUCUCAAUACACACUACAGAACUCACACAGGGGAAAGACCGUACGAGUGUGACCAGUGUGGGACGGGAUUCAAACAAUCAGAUCAUCUCCAUCAACACAUGAGAGUUCACACAGGAGAGAAGCCAUUUGAAUGUGACGUUUGUGAGAAGACAUUUUCACGGUCAAGCCACAUAAAACGACAUAUGAGAGUCCACACUGGAGAGAAACCAUACAAGUGUGACCAGUGUGGGAAGAAAUUUAGCACUGUCAGGCACCUAAAAUCACAUAUGAGAGUCCACACUGGAGAGAAACCGUAUGAGUGUGACCAGUGUGGGAUCAAAUUUAGAAACUCUAGUGGCCUCCAUAAACAUAUGAGAAUCCACACAGGGGUAAAACCAUACAGAUGUGAUGUUUGUGAGAAGACAUUUUCACUGUCAGGCCACCUAAAAUCACAUAUGAGAAUCCACACUGGAGAGAAACCAUACGAGUGUGACCAGUGUGGGAUCCAAUUUAGACAAUCUAGUGGUCUCUAUUGACAUAUGAGAGUCCACACUGGAGAGAAACCAUUUGAAUGUGACGUUUGUGAGAAGACAUUUUCAUGAUCAAACAGCCUAAAAAUACAUAUGAGAGUCCACACUGGAAAGAAACCAUACAGAUGUGACCAGUGUGGGAUCCAAUUUAGACAGUAUAGUGCCCUCCAUCAACAUAUGAGAGUCCACACAGGGGUAAAACCACACAGAUGUGACGUUUGUGAGAAGACAUUUUCACUGUCAGAAUCCCUAAAAUCACAUAUGAGAGUCCACACUGGAGAGAAACCGUACGAGUGUGACCAGUGUGGGAUCCAAUUUAGAGACUCUAGUGGCCUCUAUCAACAUAUGAGAGUCCACACAGGGGUAAAACCAUACAGAUGUGACCAGUGUGAGAAAACUUUCUCUCAAUCAUCCAGUCUCAAUACACACAUGAGACUUCACUUCUGGCACAGACUAUACGAGUGUGACCAGUGUGAAAAGUUCUUCAGAACAUCCCAGGAACUGUCCAGUCACUACCGAACGCACACAGGAGACGAACCAGACGACUGAAGAAAGAGGGAAGGAUUUGGGGUCUGUGGGGAAAGGAGAAAGAGCUGCUGAGGCCGGAUCAAGUGAGCCUAAAGUCAGACUCAAGAAGCUGGAGAUCAGGCUUCAGAGACUCCAGACUGUGGAGUUGGCCGAUGUGUAGUGUCAAAAAUACAAGUGUUAAAUGACACGUUAAGAUGUUUUUCUUUGUUGUUUAUAUUUGAUUGUUGUUUUAUACUGUUUGCUUCUGUUGUUGUUUGGAGAUGGUUUCUGUAGCUCAGUUAAAGUUUCUGUUUCCUGA